Molecule: messenger RNA, 2605 nt
Organism: Fomitiporia mediterranea MF3/22
Lineage: Eukaryota; Fungi; Basidiomycota; Agaricomycetes; Hymenochaetales; Hymenochaetaceae
Exons: 7
Coding region: 1-2436 (811 amino acids)
Biological process (GO): cellular response to amino acid starvation; TORC1 signaling; positive regulation of autophagy
Cellular component (GO): GATOR1 complex
Source: RefSeq, a predicted model, not a curated record
AUGGCAGAGUCUCUCCUUGCAAUUUUAUUUGUCACUACUUCCGCGAAAGGCUCAAAUAUAGUGUUCCAUUGGCCCCCAUAUCCGUCAUGUCAGCCGCGGCUUGCUCGUCCUAAACCUCAACGCGAUGCGAAGAGUUUAUUCUUCGACAAUGUAUGGGUCGCUGCAACAAAUUACGACCUAAAGAGUUCGAGUAGUUUAGGAGAGCAACAAGCUGGCUCUGUAUAUGAUGAUCCAGAGCUAGAUGAAUGGGAUUACGAAUGGAAGCGGCCCAACACGUAUCGUGAAGGUGCUCGUUCUAUGAGUUUCGGAGACAACCGCCGGAGGGAUGUUUCGCCAAGUGAGCUUGACUACGAGAGUCUGCUAGGAUAUCCUGCGGAGUUUCUUGCAAAUAUCUUGUGUCCAAAGGACAACAUGUGCCACCAGAAAUUUGAGCUCGUCGUGGAUGAUUUGGCUUUCAUUGGGCACCCAGUUUGUGCGGAGCAAGAUGGUGGGUGGCGAUUUAAGCGGCCGCGAGGACGAGGAACACGCAGUUCUACAAACGAUCCUUCUCCUUCUGAACAUCCAUCUCCUGAACAUGAAGCAAGCCCAAGAGACGAGCCCGCAACACCAGCACUUACGGCAGCGUCUCCACCUCAUACUUUCCAUCUUGUCUUCGUUAUCGACCUGCCGGAUCCCUCAUCCUCUGCUUCCGGAAAUGUCUUCAAAUAUUUUCACGUCAUCUACGAACAGCUUGCUUUUACGGUCACGGCUGUACUAUUCCAGGAACAAGUUCUCCAUCGUUUUGUUGAUACGGAAUGUGAGUCGCUUGGCGCGUUGCGCGACAGUGCCAUCUCCAAAUGUGCAUCCUUUGACGAAUUCAUCGGGCGAGCUCUGGAUGCUUCCUCGCUUGCUCGUGCAAUGAAGACGCUCUACGAAGCAGUCAAGUCAAAUUCGAUCGCGCGACUCGUCCUCAACGAAGUGGGUGUUGAGAUCCAACUUCCUCCGCAGCUGGACCGUCUGUUGCACGCGGAGGAAGAAAAUCCUGAUUUUGUUGAACAUCCAGACCCGGAUGCUGUGAGCUGGGGACCUGAGCUCAGCUUCGGUUGGGGCCUCCCAACGCUGGCUCCGUGGAAGAGCCUGUUGCUGUACGAUAUGGAUGAAGAUCAGAAUGGCCUUAAGACGAACUUGUCUCGGCCAGGUCUUAGUCCAGAUGACCAGUUGCUAGUAGAGGGAUUAGUCCACUUUCUCGACACUGUUUCGAUCUUUGACUCGCUCACUGUCAUCGCUCAUUCUCUGGAUUGGAACCUGGAGCGUCAAGUUUAUCCUACCGUUCGCUGGUUGGUCUACCACCGCAGAGCAAAAAUCGUUGAUACAGUUCACAGAGGGCUACGUAGUGUAUUCGCGCUUUCUUCAAAAGUGGAUCGUCCUCUCACGGAACUCUCAGAAGAGUUCGCAAAAGCCUUCCCACAUCCUGCUAUCCCUCCUCUCCCCAAGCUCUUUGCCUUGAUCUCAAACCCCUCUUCAACAACCUCCUCGUCUUCUGCUCCCUUAUCUCCCUCAUCCAACACACGUUUCUCAUCUCACGCCAUCGACUCAACAACACAAAUCCCAUCCUCAUCCUCGUCUCCCGAUUUCUUCACCUGCGUAGUCCGUUCAAAGGACCUCAUCCCAGUCUAUCAAGACGUAGUCGUCUGGCUUCUCAGACGUGAGCUAAUCGUCGCGCUCCAUCUCCACGUCCGUAUCGUCGCAACGCCCGAAAUCAAAGAACGCGUCCGGAAACGCCGGGCUCGUGCAGCAAAACGUCGAUUUGAAGCUGAGCGCGGGCGGGAGUCAAGGCGCGGCGGAACUGGCAUGGACUCCCAGUUCAUUCACGAUGGUUUCACAACGGAGACCUUCGUCGCGCGCAGCAGUCGGACAAGGCGACUUUCAAGCCGCUCAGCUACGGAUAGUAGUACAGUUGUCGAGGGUGGAAUUACCCAAAGUUUCAAACAACACGACGCGUUCACGAAUCGAGGGAGGUCGAGACUCCGUCGUGUAGACACUGAGGGCGCUGAUAACGGAGAGUACCGAUCACAUUCCCGUUUGCGAUAUUCCGUCACUGAAGAUGACGAUGUUGACAACGCUGAAGAAGCUCUUGAGGACAGCGAUGAAGAAGACAUUGCAGAAGACGAUGACGUGCACAACGAAUGGGACAAUGAUCGAGCGGACGACAACCACCUCCCAUCAAUCAUUCCCGAACCGGGCCAAGCUACUCCACUUCAACGAAAAUGGAUCGAGGCAAUGUCAGAAGGCAAGCCAGACGAAGUUGCGCGUCGCUUCCGAUUGAUCAACCAAUUCUUCGACGGGAAACGCACAGACGACGAAAUCCUAUACUCAGCCGAAAUAACGCGUAAACAACUCAGAGAGGUCUUGCAGCAAUACGAUGAAUUCUUAUUGACUGCACUGCAUCCUGCUUGAUGACUGGACCGUUCAUAAAACUCUACCUCAGUGCAUUCAGACUGGUCGGAGGUGUAUCGUUUGUGCUAAAGCCUGUUCGAUAACUGGCUCAGGGUUUCACACACCUACUGCAAUGGGAAAACCAAAAGCCCAAGAAGCUUGUAUUCUUCAAGCGAACGACACACUGAAC